CUUUGGAAAGUUGCUGAAGUGGCCGCGGCGGCGCGCGAGGAGCUGUCCAGCGUGCUGAUCAUUCGCGGGCGAGACGAGGAGCGAGCUCGCGGUGCUGAAUCGACACAAGCGCGCGCGCUGCUUGUUGAAAGACAACGCACGCUCUCCCUGUGUGUGUGUGUGUGUGUCUCAGCGCUGAAUCGCACACAAUCCGCUGCGAUUCAACCUCUUUCUCCUGGAUCCUGAUUCCGCGUCGCUUCGCGGUCUCUUCAGGACGUUCUGCUUUUGCUUUUUGUUUGUGUGUCUCUUUUUGUCCCCUCGGGAGGACAUUACACGACGAGGAUCAAAGGAUGCGCUUCAGUCCAGCGGUCAUGUCCGGGAGAAGUGCUGAGCGGUCCCCUGCGCUCAUCAUCAUCAUCUUCAUCAUCAUCAUCAUCGCCGCUUCUCUGGCGAGCGCGCGAGGCCAAGAUGAUGGAGUUGGACCCAGCGAUGAAGGAGGAGCACCAAAAAGGAACAUCAGACAGGAUUCCAUGAGGGAGCACCACGAGAUUGCAACAACGCUUCCACCAAUUUUCAACCACCAACCCAAUAUGAAAAACAUUCUCCUCCAUGAGUCUCUUCUCACUAAGAACUUUGAAGGAGACCAGCGGUUUUUCAAAGAUGGUGGUCGUACGGAUGCUCACUCAGUCUCCCCAAGACCAUCCUACCCAGAACCUGGAGAUCCACUUUGGUCAACCCAUGUGGUUCCUCAUGAAGAUGCACCAGCUUUCUCUGACAUUGCUACCACUGUCAUGACAACAGUCAGUCCUACCAGUCCUGGAAAGCUAAUCCCCAUGGGCCAAAAUAGGCCAAUCAAGAGAAAGACAGAAGGCAUGGUGGAGGAAUUGGGAGGUCACGCUACUAAACCAUCACAAACUGGACAACAAAGAGUUUCACCAAAGGCUGAACAGUAUGCCAGGGUGGAUUUCACCAAAAAAGACACUCUAUCAUCAGUGAAGGGCAUUAUGGGUAAUCCCGUAGACACUGAUGGAGAUACAACCAUGACAAGCAUCAUUCAUACCACAACGGUAAUCAGCACUAUGAGAGAACAAGGUCAGUGCAGUACGAACUUGACAGACGCUGAAGGCUACAUCGAGAUGCCGCCAAGCUCCGAUUCAUUCGACUCCUCUAUGGAUUGCACCUAUUUUGUAACCGUCUAUCUUGGAUACGGGGUUGAGAUUCAGGUGCUGAACGUGACGCUGGUGGAAGGCGAGAAUGUGGUGCUGGAAGACUUGGGCGGCCUCGAGCCCUCCAUCCUGGCCAACAAGUCAGGGCUGGUUAAGGGGCUAGUGGUGAAAAGCUCAAGCAAUCAGAUCUCCAUCCACUUUACCGGCGAGAAGCGGACGAGGACAGGUUCCCUCCUGCUGCGCUACAGAGCCUUUGUUUUGAGCUGUGCUUUCCCUCAAGCCCUGGCUAAUGGUGAGGUGACUGUGAGCAGUCUUCAUGUAGGAGGGGAGGCCUAUUUCUUCUGCCUAACAGGAUACCAGCUUCAUGGCGUGUCCUCUCUGACAUGUCGCAACGCCACCAUGCCAUACUGGAGCGGCAAAGAGCCCAAAUGUGUCGCCUCUUGUGGGGGGAUGCUAAAAAACGCCACCCUGGGCCGCAUCAUCUCUCCCGGGUUUCCUGGCAACUACAGCAACAACCUCACAUGUCACUGGGUGCUGGAGGCCCCCGAGGGCCACAGGCUGCACGUGCACUUUGAGAAAGUCGCUCUUGCUGAAGACGACGACAGGCUGCUAAUCAAGAAUGGGAACAACAUUGAUUCGCCUGUUGUGUACGACUCUUACGAAGUGGAAUACCUUCCCAAUGAGGGGGUAGUAAGCAUAGGGAGGCAUCUGUUUAUCGAGUUCACCACGGACGAGACGGGUACCUGCACGGGUGCUGCCAUACGAUAUGAAGCGUUUGCCGAGGGAACCUGCUACAAACCGUUCGUUAAAUACGGCAACUUCUCCAGUAACGAUGCGUCGUUCGGAGUGGGCACGGUGGUGGAGUUCUCGUGCGAGCCGGGCUACACGCUGGAGCAGGGCUCUGUCACGAUUGAGUGUGUGGACCCUGAGAACCCACAGUGGAACGAGACAGAACCAGCCUGCCGUGCUGUGUGCAGCGGGGAGAUCACUGAUUCGGCAGGAGUGGUGCUCUCUCCAAACUGGCCUGAAGCCUAUGACAAAGGGCAGGACUGCAUCUGGGGCAUCCAUGUGGAGGAGGACAAGAGGAUCCUGCUGGACAUCCAAGUCCUUCAUCUUGGUAAGAAUGACAUCCUGACAUUUUACGAUGGCGAUGACCUCACCGCCAACAUCCUGGGCCAAUACAGUGGCACUCUACCCAGAUUCAAACUCUACACCUCCAUGGCGGACGUAACUAUCCAGUUUCAGUCCGAUCCGGCCACCAACAUCUACGGCUACAACAAUGGCUUCGUGGUGCAUUUCUUUGAGGUGGCCCGCAAUGACACAUGCUCAGAAUUACCAGAGAUCACGAACGGCUGGAAGAGCACUUCCCACCCGGACCUGAUCCACGGAACAGUUGUGACCUACCAGUGUUACCCGGGCUUCCAGGUGGUCGGAUCGGAGAUCCUCAUGUGCCAGUGGGAUCUGACGUGGAGCGGAGACGUGCCCAGCUGCGAGAAAAUGAUGUUGUGUCAGGACCCAGGCUCUGUAGAACAUGGACGUAGGUUGAUGACGGGUUCUCGCCUCACUGUGGGAUCCACCGUGCAGUACAUGUGUAAUAAAGGCUACACACUCUCAGGUCCGGGUGUGCUCACCUGCUACAGCCGAGACACGGCCGAGCCCAAGUGGAGCGAGAAGAUACCCAAGUGUGUCCCUGAAAAGUACGAACCAUGUGGUAACCCCGGAGCUCCUUCCACUGCUAUUCAGAGCUUGGAGAAAGCCUUCUUCCAGCCUGGAGAGACGCUGAGCUUUACCUGUCGCCCAGGAUACGAGCUUCACGGCGAAGCCACCAUCCGCUGCCUCCCUGGACAUCCGUCUGAGUGGAGUGGUGCGCCGCCUGCGUGCCGGGCUGCUGCAAGAGAUGUUAAUGAGCGCAGAUUGGACGUAAUUAGCACUGACUUUGGGACCGAGGGCACAGACACUGCCAUCGCAGUCUUGCUUCCUGCUGCUGUGGUGCUUCUCGUCAUCCUGGGCAUUUUCCUUUACUUCUCUAAGGUCCAGGGAAAGCCCGAACGCCUCUCCAGCUGCUCCUCGCUUCCCUAUGACAACAUGACGGAGGAAUCGGCGUUCGACAACCCUGUCUACGAGACCGGAGUAAGUAUGGACGCCCUGAACCUGAGAGACGUGGAUUCACAGAACACCGCCGUCCUGUCCUGACCCACUCGUCUUCAUCUGUCCUCCCAUCGCAUCACCAGCAGACGGCAGCAUUCGUGCCGCUUCCAUUUUUAUCCUGAGACUCUGAGUUUGCUUCUAAAAUCUGGCAUUAAUCACCAUGCUCCAGCAGUAAUUAGAAAUACAGAUGUACAGUAGGACUGGCUUUCUGUUGGAAAGACAAUCUCAAAUGCUGAGAAAAAGCUUAAUGUAACACAAUUUGCACAAUCAGAUUAAUGUAAUGCUGUACGGUAAGGUUUUGUUUGUAUAAAAUUAUUUAAAGAACAAAUCACAAACUUCUGAAUUUAUUUACUGUAUAUAUUUAUUUUAUAUUGUAUUAUAAAUGUUUAAGUUAAACCCUGGCCAGGUGAAAAAGGAAAACUGCUUUUAAAUGCUUCCAGAUUCCUGAUAUGAGAACUUCUGAAGUUACCUGUUCCAACCUAUUUAUAUUUUACUCAUUGAUUGUGUAAAUACAAUAAAUACAAAACCAAGAAAAACACAUAAAUGUAUUAGAUACAUACAGUCCUAGUUUUGUUAAUGCAUUAAUGAAGUUCAUGGUUCGUGUUACAUAACGUUUUGAAAAUCUAAGUUAAGGGAAUUUUAAUUGUUUCCAUUAGACCAUAUGGUAGAUUUAUUUGGGGGAAAUUCAUAGACUGUCCAAAAAUGAAAGUCCAAAUGUCAGAAUUCUCAUUUGAGGUGUUCAUUGAGAACCUAAACAAGUCUGUUGCCAUAGAACCUUACAGUGCAUACCUGGACAAAAGGAUCAGAGGACUAAUAUGUGUGUUUGUAAAGGGUUAGAUAGAUCCAGCUUAAUUAUUGUAUUAUUGACCUUGUAUUUACGUGACGAUUAAAGCUAAAAUGCAAAUUGCAAAGAAGCAGAGUGUCAUACCCGACAAUAAGUCAAAUGAGAACCAUAAAAGUGUGACAGAAAUAAGCACUAAAGCUCAAUAUUUUCCACUCAUUGAACACUUGAACUGGAUAAAAUGGAGUUAAUGUAGAUGGGGUGUUUAAGACAAACUGGACUUGAAAUCUCUGGUGACUUAAGGCUUAAAAUAGAUUUUGUAAUGUGCACAUGGAGCAGUGGGAAGUACGAGUAUGUCAGAGUCAUGCAUCGUCUUUCAAAAAAGUUAACAAACUAAAUUAAAGGAGUUCCUUGGAGGCCAGCGUUUCAGACGUGAAGCAGGGACCAAUCAUGACUCUGUCGUACUGAGAAAACUUUCUACCUUGAUGAUAUCCAAGCACUAGUCAAACACUGGGAUAAGUGCAUUAGUGUAACAGGAGAUUAUAAAUGGAGAUUUAACUCUCAUAACUGUGUUCUGUUAUUCUGCACAAUCAAAAGUCCCACUUGUAGAAACAUGAUAACACUUUUGGACACACUCACUUGCCAAAUAAAGAAUUAGAUAUUUUUUUUUAAAACAAGGUUUCAUGUGACUCAUAAUAUGCAUUUUCAGUUUUAUUUAAUGCAUCAAUUUCAUUCCCUGCAUCUUGACGAUCACUGUCUUGUGUCUGUUUCACACCUCGGGGAACGAGCUCGCUUCGAUUACUGCUUUCAUUUCCAUCCUUCCCGUGUAGGUUUUAAUCUGUGUGUGAUGAUGUGAUCUGUGUAUUAACACAUCUCUGUUUCAGACACGACACACAAGCGGGACUGAUUUAUAAUGCUCACGUUCAGAAGGAUUUGAGCGUAAUGAACAAUGGGGUGGUAUCAUGUGAUCUGAAAUAUUUUAUUCUUUUUAUAUCACAGUAAUUUACCCCAAAUUAUA
Molecule: messenger RNA, 5092 nt
Organism: Clarias gariepinus (North African catfish)
Lineage: Eukaryota; Metazoa; Chordata; Actinopteri; Siluriformes; Clariidae
Gene: sez6a
Product: seizure related 6 homolog a
Exons: 16
Coding region: 330-3338 (1002 amino acids)
Biological process (GO): synapse maturation; regulation of dendrite development
Cellular component (GO): endoplasmic reticulum; dendritic spine; dendritic shaft
Source: RefSeq, a predicted model, not a curated record